AUGAGGUUACUCGCAACCGGAAGAGCCCUGCGUGCCAGCAGCGGCAGAUGGUCCAUUCCUGCCGCUCGCUCCAGAUUCUCAAUUACUCGUGCCUACCCUCUCCACCCCAUCCCGGCCAGCUCAAGAACCUGGAGCUCAACGGCAGCUCUCAGAGUAGCAGAUAGUAACCAAGGCAAACCAUCGUCGCAAACAAAAUCCACUCUCCAAAUCCAAGGCGACUCCCACACUACCGACCAAUGGACAAAUACCACUGAUCAGAUCCUUUCCCACGUGGGCCGACGUCUCUACUUGGACGAGAACCACCCUCUAGCGAUCACGCGCAAGCUCAUCGAGAGUCAAUUCUCCGCGCCAGUCUUCGGAAACUAUUUCGAGAAGAACCCCGUCGUCACAACUCGACAGAACUUCGAUGUUCUCGGAUUCCCAUUGGACCACCCAGGUCGCAGUCGCACAGAUACCUACUAUGUUAACGACAAGACCGUCCUGCGCACACAUACAAGCGCCCACCAGCAAGCGUAUUUCCAGCAAAUCAAUCGCAAUGAGCAGACUCGACCGGAGGAAGUCGGAUACACUGUGAUCGCAGAUGUCUACCGUCGUGAUGCCAUUGACCGGAGCCACUACCCUGUCUUCCACCAGAUGGAGGGUGCGAUGCUCUGGAAGCGCCCGGAUAACAACCCCCUCGCCAGCUCCGCGGAAACUGCUGCGCGGAUUAAGGCGGAUGUGGAGUUAAUACCCAAGCAUGAUGUUGUUGUUGAGGAUCCGAACCCUACAAUUCAUGCUCAGCGGAACCCGCUGCAGGCUGAGCACCACAGUGAAGAGGAGGUGGAGGCUAUCGCGCAGCAUCUGAAACGAUCGUUGGAGCGUAUGGUUAUUAAGGUCUUUACCGAAGGAAGCAAGGCUGCUGCUGCUAGUGCUGGCGGUGCCGAGCCCGAGCCAUUGAAGGUGCGCUGGGUUGAGGCUUAUUUCCCCUUCACAAGUCCCUCAUGGGAGCUUGAGGUCUUCUGGCAGGGUGACUGGCUGGAGAUUCUGGGAUGUGGUGUCAUUAAGCAGGAUCUGUUGAUUAACUCCGAUGUGCCUAACCGGGUUGGUUGGGCCUUUGGAUUGGGUAUUGAGCGUAUCGCCAUGCUUCUGUUCAACAUCCCUGAUAUCCGGCUCUUUUGGUCUAAGGAUGAGCGCUUCUUGUCCCAGUUCCGUGCUGGAACAGUCACUCGCUUUGAGCCUUUCUCAAAACAUCCGGCUUGCUAUAAAGAUGUCGCUUUCUGGCUUCCACCUGCUGCUGUCACUGGAGGCAGCAGUGCUGCUGGUGGAGGUGUGCCUUUCCAUGAGAAUGAUGUUAUGGAACUCGUUCGUGGAAUUGGUGGUGACCUUGUCGAGGAUGUUUCGUGCAUUGACGAGUUCACUCACCCCAAGACUGGUCGCAAGAGCAUGUGCUACCGUAUUAACUACCGUAGCUUGGAGCGCACUUUGACGAACGAAGAGACCAAUGAGAUGCAUGAGAAGGUUCGGAGCAAGUUGGUUGGGGACUUGGGUGUUGAGCUGAGAUGA
Molecule: messenger RNA, 1542 nt
Organism: Penicillium malachiteum
Lineage: Eukaryota; Fungi; Ascomycota; Eurotiomycetes; Eurotiales; Aspergillaceae
Product: phenylalanine--tRNA ligase
Exons: 1
Coding region: 1-1542 (513 amino acids)
Biological process (GO): phenylalanyl-tRNA aminoacylation
Cellular component (GO): mitochondrion; cytoplasm
Molecular function (GO): phenylalanine-tRNA ligase activity; ATP binding; tRNA binding
Source: RefSeq, a predicted model, not a curated record